AUGUCGACCAUCAUCAAUGGCAGCAUUGUGAAGAACCAACAAACCUUUGUCCUCAUUGGCAUUCCUGGGAUGCAGGGAUACAACUCUUGGAUGGCUUUCCCACUGAGUGUGCUCUACAUCCUGACUCUCCUGGGAAACAUCACAAUCCUCUUUGUCAUCAAGACCGAGCAAAGCCUCCAUGAGCCCAUGUACAUCUUCCUCUCCAUCCUGGCCUGCUCAGAUCUGGGCCUCACCAUCUCCACCAUGCCAACCAUGCUGAGUGUUUAUUGGUUUGACUCCAGGGAAAUCUCCUUCAAUGUGUGCAUCACCCAGAUGUUCUUCAUCCAUACAUUUCAAUGGGUAGAGUCCGGCAUCCUAGUGGCCAUGGCCUUUGACCGCUUCAUUGCCAUUCGUGACCCUCUCAGGUACACCUCAGUUCUCAAAAAUUCAGUAAUUGGGAAAAUAGGGAUAGGCAUCUUCUCUAGAGGGUUCUCUCUCAUCUUCCCCAUCCCUUUCCUUAUCAAACGGCUGCCCUUCUGCAGAUCCAACGUGCUCUCUCACUCAUACUGUCUUCACCCAGAUGCCAUGAAGUUGGCCUGUGCAGAUAUCAGAGUCAACAUGUUGUAUGGCUUGAUUAUAGUCAUUUGCACAUUGGGCUUAGAUGUUGUGAUUAUUCUUUUGUCCUACGUGCUAAUCCUGAAGACCAUCUUGAGCAUCGCCUCCCACAAGGAGCGCCUCAAAGCUCUGAACACUUGUGUCUCCCACAUCUGUGCCAUCUUGAUUUUCUAUGGUGUCACAGUGGUACAUCGAUUUGGAAGACACCUCUCUCCCAUCGUUCAUAUGAUGAUGGCCAACGUCUAUAUUGUGGUCCCACCACUUCUUAAUCCCAUUGUGUACAGCGUCAAAACCCAGCGGAUUCAGCAAAGGAUAUGCAAGAUCCUCCAGAGAAGGAAAAUCAGGAGUUGA
Hemicordylus capensis (graceful crag lizard) is the source of this 945-nucleotide messenger RNA. Its product is annotated as olfactory receptor 51H1-like. The coding region runs from base 1 to 945 and encodes 314 amino acids. The record is from RefSeq and is a predicted model, not a curated record. Gene Ontology annotation, molecular function: olfactory receptor activity; G protein-coupled receptor activity. The transcript has a single exon. Gene Ontology annotation, biological process: G protein-coupled receptor signaling pathway. Gene Ontology annotation, cellular component: membrane. Lineage: Eukaryota; Metazoa; Chordata; Lepidosauria; Squamata; Cordylidae.